Messenger RNA from Oncorhynchus kisutch (coho salmon), 1384 nucleotides. RefSeq lists its product as uncharacterized. The record is from RefSeq and is a predicted model, not a curated record. NCBI's taxonomy places the organism in Eukaryota, Metazoa, Chordata, Actinopteri, Salmoniformes, Salmonidae. The transcript is spliced from 3 exons. The coding region runs from base 345 to 1118 and encodes 257 amino acids.
ACGUAAACCAAACACGGAAGUAGUAAUGCAGCUAGCUGAUGUUAACUAACCAGUUUAUUUAUCGCACUUCAAAGCAUUGUAGCUAGUUCCAUACAGCUAAUAUCACCAGAUAUAACUUAUGAUACAGUUAUGGUAACGUUAAGUAUUAUUCACUGGCUGGACUAGUUAACGUAUGGAACUAUGAAACGCAGGAUUUCCGCCUCUGCCAGUUUAGGAGCUACAAUACUAGCCAGUUGUAGCAGCGCGCUAUCGUUAGAUAACAUUUCUCCCUCACAGCACAGCAAGAGACUGGAAUAACUCUGGCACAACAACAUAUUAUUUGAGAUAUUUGAAGCCCAUUCACAAUGCAUGAGUUUGAUGAACGCCAACAGUCAAAAUGGCGGAGUCCUGGCUGUAACCAUGGUGACCAGAGCAGCAGACUCCAGGGUCCCGAGAUGGUCCAAAGAUUUAACAUUGUAUUCAAAGAGGAGCCAGAAGAUGAUGAUCAUGCACCUUGUGGUCAGAGUAAUACUGGAAUGAGUCCUGCCUCCAGCCACGGCAGUGAGGAGACUACCUCUACAUCAGGAGAACCUGAGCAACACCACGAGACUAUCAGACAGCCACAUCGUCUCUCCGGGAGACUCAUCAGACAGCCACGUCGUCUCUCCGGGAGACUCAUCAGACAGAAAAAUCGUCUCUCCGGGAGACUCAUCAGACAGAAAAAUCGUCUCUCUGGGAGACUCAUCAGACAGCCACGUCGUCUCUCUGGGAGACUCAUCAGACAGCCACGCCGUCUCACCGGGAGACUCAUCAGACAGCCACGUCGUCUCUCCGGGAGACUCAUCAGACAGCCACGUCGUCUCUCCGGGAGACUCAUCAGACAGCCACGUCGUCACUCCGGGAGACUCAUCAGACAGCCACGUCGUCUCACCGGGAGACUCAUCAGACAGCCACGUCGUCUCUCCGGGAGACUCAUCAGACAGCCACGUCGUCACUCCGGGAGACUCAUCAGACAGCCACGUCGUCUCACCGGGAGACUCAUCAGACAGCCACGUCGUCUCACCACUGCUGCUGUGCCUGUGGACAGGAGUUCCCUGGUGCCUAUGACCUCAUGCUACACCAGAGGACUCACUAUAUAAGGAACAGUGUUCCAUGUGGGACACAUACCAUGACUGCACAUCUGCAAACAUCCACUGUAAAGAGAGAGCGUGGUCACACUGAGGAGGAGGAAGGAGAGGAAGUUGGUGGAUUUAUUAAACGUGAAGAAGCAGCUACUUGGGAUCCUCCUCAACUCGGUAAGGGGCUGGGAUAUGAUGCUAUUAAAGAACACAAAGGUUAGUCCUAAAUGGCACCCUAUCCCCUACAUAGUGCACUACUUUUGACCAGAGCCCCCAUAGGGAAAAGG